AAUGAGCAGCAGAGCUUCGAGAUCCGCGCUGCUUUCUGGGAGUCUAAAGCGAAUGAAAACACACUUUUGUACAGAAACUGCAAUAUUGUCGUCCAUGAAGCGCGUCGUUUCAACGCAGAUGGGCCUCGGUGAAGGCAGAGGUACACAAGUGAAAGCCGUUUCAUCGAUGACAGGCUUUUGAAUGAUUGAAGAUUCAGGCAGAAACAGCAGCACCAUGGCAGACAGAAGACAACUGUUUGCUGAAAUGCGUGCUCUAGAUCUAGACUCUAUCAGAUUGUCCACUUACAGGACAGCAUGCAAGCUGAGAUUCAUCCAGAAGAGGUGCAAUUUGCAUUUAGUGGAUAUCUGGAAUAUUAUCGAGGUUUUCCGGGAAAACAGACUCAACUCAGUGGAGCUCAGUACAGAAUUUUCAGUGUCACAUUUGCAAGCUAUACUCUCCACCAUUUUUCAGCAGCUGAACAAGCGCUUGCCCACAACACACCAGAUCAGCGUGGACCAGUCCAUCUCGUAUCUCCUCAACUUUCUCUUAACAGCGUAUGAUCAGGAAGGUGUGGGGAAGAUCUCGGUUUUUGUGAUGAAGAUGGCUCUGGCUGCUCUUUGUGGAGGGAAGAUUUUGGACAAACUAAGAUAUAUAUUUUCACAGAUUUCAGACCCAAACGGGCUGAUGAUUUACUCACAGUUUGACCAGUUCCUCAGAGAAGUGCUGAAACUGCCAGUGUCGGUGUUUGAGGGUCCAUCUUUUGGCUACACUGAGCAGUCCACAAGAUCCUGCUUUCCACAAGAGAAAAAGGUGACGCUCAAUGUGUUUCUCGACACAUUCAUGUCAGAUCCUCCUCCUCAGUGUCUGGUUUGGCUUCCGCUGAUGCAUCGGCUGGCAAAUGUUGAGAACGUUUUUCAUCCAGUGGAGUGUUCGUACUGCCACAGCCAGAGCAUGAUGGGAUUUCGCUACCGAUGCCAGCAGUGUGAUAAUUACCAGCUCUGCCAGGAGUGUUUCUGGAGAGGCCACGCGUCAGGCAGCCACAGUAACCAGCACCAGAUGAAGGAGUACAUGUCAUGGAAAUCUCCAGCUAAGAAGCUGUCGGACGCUCUCAGUAAAUCUCUGAGCUGUGCGGCGAGUCGAGAGCCUGCAUAUCCACAGUUCUCGGAUACACCUGAGAAAACACUCAACCUUAAUCACAUUGUGGGCACAUGGCCGCCCAGACCCGCGGCCACUGGAAAUGAGUACAUGCUUUCUCACUCCAUGCCUUCCUCAGGAAACCCUUACUCCAGCAAAGCCGGUGCUCAUGAUGAGACAAAUCAAAUGAAGCGGUUUUCCCGGACCACUCCAGAUCUUCUGAAAGGGAAAGGGGUUCAGUACAGCCUCGAUAUUGCUGAUAGGCUCGCAGAUGAGCACAUACUUAUCGGACUUUAUGUGAAUCUUCUGCAAAAGGAGCAAUUAUGUUUCCAGCAGAGCAGUAAAAACCAGGAUGACGAGCACUGCCUCAUUGCCAGAUACGCCUCCCGAUUGGCUGCAGAUGAAGUUGCUGCGCAGAAGGGCAGAGUGCCGACAGACAUCUCUCUCUGCCUGGACUCCAAUAAACAGCAGCGACAACUCAUUGCUGAGCUGGAAAACAAAAACAAGGAGAUUUUGCAAGAGAUUCAGCGCUUGAGACAGCAACACGAGGAAGCCUCUGAGCCUCCAUUAGACAAAAACCAACAAAAUCCAAUGUUACUGGCUGAACUGAGAUUGCUCAGACAGAGGAAGGAGGAGCUGGAGCAGAGGAUGUCGGCCCUUCAGGAGAGCCGUCGAGAGCUCAUGGUGCAGCUAGAACAGCUCAUGCUCCUCUUAAAGGAAGAAGAGCUUAGAAGAGCUAACCAGGGUCCUGGCCCCUCCCCUCGCUCCUCCCCCAGCCACACUCUCAGCGCAUCCGUCCAAUCACUGUCUGGCAACUCCACGCCCAUUCCUAUGCCUGUCCAAUCAACAUCCGGAAACACCACACCCAGUCAGACCCCUCAGGACUCGCUGAUGGGCCUCGGAGGAGAAGUGCAGCAGGCCUUCGCUCAGGGCUCCAGAAGAAACUUAAGAAGCGAUCUCCUGGUAGCUGCAGACUCCAUAACCAACACAAUGUCUUCACUGGUCAAAGAACUCAACUCAGAGGCUGGAAAUGAAAGCAACAGCAUCUCAGACUUCACGUUUCCAUUGUCAGACGUUCUCCACACACGCAGCUCUUCUAGAUCAGGGGCAGCAGGUAAAUUGGAGCCGGAAGAUUACUAUGGCCACGAGGAUCUGGAGAAGCAGCUGAAGAUGGAGGAACGGCUCAGACACUCGCAGGAACCCGACAAGAACCUCCUGGUGACUUUACAAGAAUAGCUGCGCUUUAAUAAGCAGUGGAGGCUCUAAAGCACUGUGCAACCAGCCCAAACACACAACACUUCUGAAAAGCAUCAACAAUAGCCAAUCUAUUAAUAUCCAAAUCUAUUUUUAGAAUCGACUAAACGUUUUAAGACAAAACUGUGAAGCGACUUUGGAAAUGACAACUAAUGGAACUGUCUACAACACCGCCAGUGCCAUAAAUACAGUGAUUAUGAGAUUAUUUCAUUGACUUAGUGUAACUGCGUUCGUUCGUUCGCCUUUGGUUUUAGUUUCCGUGUGUUUAAAUGUUUAAAACCUGUACUGUAUUUAAAUAUUGUUGCAACGUAGGCUCAUUCUGCGUCAAUUGGUGCUUUUGAAAACACUAUUGGUUAGGUUUAGUGAAGGAGGAGGGUGAGUCAGUCGAUCGGUCAGUCAGUCAGUCGACAGCGGCCUCUGGUGGAUUUACGCAAGAACAGCAGGUGCAAAUGGCACUCGCGAGAGAAAUUUGAGAUCUGAAAAACCGUACACAGCGGCCUCUGGUGGAUUCGCGAAAACUAAAACUGCAAAAAAAUUUAAAACGCAGCACCUGGAACGUAUUUGGCGCUCUCCGGAAAUGUAUAUAGGGGAACAUUUUCUGAAUGAGCCUGGGUUGUAUCUGUUCGGGCUAAUGUGGGGUGACGUUUAAUGAAGCUGCUAUCUUUAUCAACAAUGUCUUUUCUUGUACAUUAAAUAGCUGGACAGGAUGGACUUUUAAAGCAUAAAAAGUGGGAUUAUGUUGUAGCGUCAGUUUUUCUGAAAUCAUUUAAAAUUUUUGUCAUAGUCUUUGAUACACAAAUACACUGCCUUAGCUUACCAGAUUGAGUUUUGUUCCCUAUAAAUGGAUAGGUAUGUGUAUUUUAUUUCCGUUUAUACUAUCUUCUAAAGACAUUUUAAUUAUUAAAGGUGCGGUAUGUAAGUUUCUGACGCUUCUAAAGCAUAAAAAUACCAUAAUAUGUUUGCAGAUAUUUAGGAAACAUGCUAAGUGAACAUUCUUGUUUAUCUGAAAAACAAUGCUAAAGUCAGAUAUUCUGCUUCGAAAAUGUGCAUUACGUGCUAGUACGGCUGUCUUUGUUUUGGUCAUUUAACCCACUCAAUUCCAGUUUAGCCAGUUAUAUUUCAGCACCGCAGGUUGCCUUGUUGGAAAAUCACAUAUUUCAUUCAUUCAGUCAGGAAGGCUUUCAAAGCGUGCGUCUGUGACCGAAAUAUGACCUCCAGUGGACAGUAGGAGACUCCGAACUGAGAAGCAGAUUCAGAGUUCCACAUGAGGUUAUUAAUUAGCAAAUAAUAUAAAUAUUACUAAACGUAAACAUCAGGUGAGCAGGUUACAUUGUAACCCGUGUCCUAACAACACGCUACAUGAUGAGAUUUACUGUGAUAAACAAUUUGGUUGUUUACACCAGACUAAAAAGACGACAAUACAGCCAUUCCGAAGCACAGCAUAGUGCACUCACUGCACUCCAGCAAAAUGGUAAGGUUUAUAAUCUAAUUAAUACAUAUUAAACCUCUUUAAUAUUAUUAAAUGAAGAUGCUGAAUCACUGAUAUGUGUUGGCUUCCACUGAGUCACAGUUCUAAAGUUCAAUUUUAAACUAUUUAUUUUAUUUUAAAGAUCUGAGGUGAACCAUCUGCUGCUGCUUUGAGUAGUAUGGCAAUAAAUGUCAUGUAAAAUGGCAUUCAAACUCACAUUAUUAGCAUUUAACACUGAAUAAAACACAUGAGGUGUACCUCAGGUGGUCAGUUUGUUCAGCUGCAAGAAACAGAAGCCAUUUCUAAUAUAUAAAUUCCAGGUGUUGGUUAGGACAAAACUUCUUUUAAUAUGAAAAUAUCCCCUCUAUCGCAAGCCAUUGCUUUUAUAGAGAACAAUGGUUAAAUCAGCCUUUAGGCUCGAUAGUCAGGCACACUGCUGUUGGUGUCAUCAAUCUGGCAAUCUGUGCUUGCGUGUGUUUUGAUCCAGGAAUGCAAUACCUAGUUCAACCACUGGGUGUCAAACUUACAUACUGCACCUUUAAGAAGAGUUUAGAAGCAGGUGAAUGUGAUGAAUUCAUCACUAGAUCACAUUAGGUUUUUUUGUGAAUGAAAUGAUUUUAAAGGGGGCCUAUUAUGCAAAAAUCACAUUUAUAAGGGGUUUAAACACACCUAUGUGGCAACAGACUCUGAAUAUAACCAGCCUCUAAUAAUAAAAAGGUAUUCAUUUUUUAUUUUUUAUAAUCACACUUCAUUAAAACAGUGUGUAGAAACACUUUGAUUGACAUUUUCCCUUUCGUACGUGUCAUCAGAGGGGGAAAGCCCCGCCUAUCAGUGAUGAUAUCUCCCUCAUUAGCAUAAGACAUUAGUCUUGUUUUUGAAUCUGCCACUAUGCUGACACAGGCGUUUGCAGCUCCGCCAUCUUUAAAAACAGCACUAUCUCAUUUGAAUUUAAAGUGACAGUCGCCAAAAUGGCACAGUUAGGAUCA
Messenger RNA from Danio aesculapii, 4822 nucleotides. It is a transcript of the gene dtna, whose product is annotated as dystrobrevin, alpha. Gene Ontology annotation, cellular component: synapse; plasma membrane. Gene Ontology annotation, molecular function: zinc ion binding. Bases 182 to 2350 code for a protein of 722 amino acids. The record is from RefSeq and is a predicted model, not a curated record. The transcript is spliced from 24 exons. Gene Ontology annotation, biological process: synaptic signaling. NCBI's taxonomy places the organism in Eukaryota, Metazoa, Chordata, Actinopteri, Cypriniformes, Danionidae.